Messenger RNA from Aspergillus novofumigatus IBT 16806, 2131 nucleotides. RefSeq lists its product as uncharacterized. The transcript has 2 exons. Lineage: Eukaryota; Fungi; Ascomycota; Eurotiomycetes; Eurotiales; Aspergillaceae. The record is from RefSeq and is a predicted model, not a curated record. The coding region runs from base 123 to 2000 and encodes 625 amino acids.
UGCCUCAAGAUACCGAGUUUGGGAAAAGAGGUCAAUUCUCUUUUUCUCAGUUUUCAUCAAACUGCCAUACCUAUCUACUUCAGAUUUGUUCAUUCUUCUGAAGUAUUCAUCACCGAGCAGGUAUGGCUCCUGUCGCCCAGAGCGAUAUUGAGAUGUACAACCAUACUUCGGACAUGGCCAGCCAGGCCUCGUCUCUUCGCCGACAAUUCUCCGAGCCACUCUCUGCUCACUCGACAUCAACUCAAACAUCUCAAUCGCCUUCUUCACUGACUCAUAAGUCUAAAUGCUACUUGUGUGGGGAAUAUUUCAAUACUUCUAAGUCACCUAACGAUGAUUAUUUUACUCUCAAAGAGCACAUUGCUGCCGCCCACCCGCAUAGUGCCAAGAGAUACUCUCUUAGUGCCGCAAAGGAACAUACCCCGAAUGGGCAACUUCACACCGAUCGCCAGCUCACUGAAGAUGCUGGAGCAUCUGGAGUUGACGAUGUCGAAGCUGAAGACACAGGUGACGCUGAAGAGACAGAAGUAGUCCGAACAUAUGAUGCCGGCCCUGACGGCGAGCUCGACGAAGCGAUAUCUGGUCUUUCUACUCCCAUUCGACUUGACGGUUUCUCACGUGGACAGACUUCUAUCAUUGAGCAUCGUGUCUAUAAACUUUGGAAUAUCAACGAUGUCUCCAAGUUUUCGGAGGACUUUGAGGACAGAGUCGAAGACAUCGAAAACACCUGGGAUACAGUAUUUCGUAAUCCCAAGCGUGGCACGAAGCGCGAUGCAUCUGACUCACCAGAGCGCUUCAAUCCUUACAAAAAGUCAAAAGUCGCGAAAGGAGAAUUUCUCGAAAUUACACCUCUUGAGAACAUCUUAUCCCAGCUCCGUGAUCCAGAGUAUCGCUCUGUUGACGAGCUUUACGCGAUCACUGAGAAUGUACAUCUCACUUUGAAGACAUGGCAAGAUGAAUAUCUCGCUAUCGAUAAGCUCUAUAGGCUUGCAACUCGACAGCAAAGCAAGCCUAGUGCGGACCCGAGGAAGUUAGAGGACCCCACUGUUUUCGAGAGUCAAAGGGAAGCAAUGCUGUACGGUUAUAAGUAUGACCCCAAAGCUCCGGGCGGCGUCCAGGACCCCUUCGAUCAAGGUGGCUUCAUGCCGACUGCCGCUCAGACCGCCAAAAUCAGAGCCAAGGGCGACCCCAACCCUGAUGGAUGGCCGAUAAUCCACAAAUUUGGCAUUCCGUACGUGCCAAUGUUACCGAAACCACCAGCCCAAUCAACCGUCGCAAAGAACACGCGCCGGCGUAAAGCAGCGGAAUUGGAAGCAGCUAGCCAAGAAAUUGAGACGGAUGACGCUUUCUUCGGGACGCCUGUGCCCGCUGAGGAUCAAGAAGACUCUAUGCCACCAGCGAAGCGACGAACUCGGCAACGCCGUACGGCGCUCGAGGUGGAGCAAACACAAGAUAAUACACCCAUUCCCUCUGCCCCACUUCUCCUGCUCCUACAGCUGCUGCUACCCGGGGCGCCGGUCGCGGACGAGGUCGAGGCCGUGGACGAGGUGCCGCGCGCGCUCCUUCUCGGGCCGUUUCGGAAACUCCACAGCCAGCGGCGAACGCAGCUCCAGCUCGAGGACGCGGCCGGGAGACCAAAGUCGUGGCCUCAGUGCCGCAUCCUGUACCGUUGCAGGCCCGGCCUCCAUCCAACUCCUCAGGGACAUUGUCUCAACUGGCGCCAAUCGAACCGGCGCGUAAUGGGGCCCAAGCGACUGUCUCUCCCUCAGUCACUCCAGCGAGAAGCGCGGAAGGCAAUGAAUCCCUGGACCCAGCUGAGCUGGCUCGACGAGAAAAGAUCGCUAAUGCCAAGAACCCCCGGCGCACGGAGGCCAUGCUCAACCAUUGGGCCCGGUUCAACCGGGAGGGCCGAAUCCGUAAACCCAAGCGAUCCAAGUCCCAGGUUGCGGCGGAUCGCGCGGCAGAGGCCGCUAGGAAGGCCGCAGAGGCCCAGAAACCCGUGAUCAAGAAACCCAAGUCCCGCACCCCAGGCCCUAUGAGCUCGCAAGUCGACGGGCCCAUUGCCCCUGCACCAGCUGUGCAGCCUGUGUCGCUCCCUCUGCCCACUGGUCCACCCGGACUGGCGCCUAUGCCU